AUGAAGUUUAGUUGUUAUUUUAUUCUGAUAUUUCAAACAAUUGUCACUAUAAGGACGUUCACCAAUGCCAUACAACCGUUAAACGAACCAGGUAAAGACUAUUAUGACCAAUAUGGAAUCAGAGACAACGGGAUUUUCAAUCAAAGGCAGGAAGAAAAAACGCACCCAAAAGAUGCCGAACUCGCCCAGAAAAAAGCUGAGGUCAUUCAAAGAGCUAAAGCAUACGAGAAGCAAUUUGAUGAACUUUUGUCUAGAAUGGUCCUAGAACCAGAAAAUACACAAAGAUAUCGAAGGGACCCUGUCUUAAAUAUGAUCAGAAGGAGACAUAAACUAACAAGGAGAAAGAAAGAUUCCAGCGUCUCAACGGAUACAGUAAGCUCGAGUUCCAGUUUGGAAAUUCCUAAAUGGAAGGAAGAGUGGAAGGAGCAUUGGCUGCAUAAAAAGUUGGACGCUAUCAACCAUUCCUUGCCCAAAGGAGAUAUCGUCAAUAUGGUAGCAGCAAGACCAUGGGGUGUUCCUUGUGGAGAUCCCAAUCAGUUUGACUUACCUUGGGGAUCCUGUAUGCUACCCAUGGAAUGUGAGGCUGAAUACAGAAUCUACCGCGGUGACUACUUUUGCGGCCGUACCAAGUUUAUCUGUUGCGCUCUGCAAAUAACAAACUAUGAUCUAUAUGGAGGCUUUGAUGUAUCCUUCGCUGACUCCAGCUUAGCAACAGACUCAGAAGAGAAGAGAAAUAAAGACAGAGGUUCCAAAGAAAGGAAAAGAAGGAAGCGGAUAGGUGAAAGGAAGAAAAGAUUGAGGCAAAGGAUGAAACGUAAAAGAAGAAUUAAGAGAACAAUAAGAAGAAUCAUACGAGAAAUUAGAAAGAUUCUAAACAGAUCAUUCAGAAAUGGAACAACAGCGAGAAAGAGGAAGACAAAACAAUUAAAGAAAUUCAUAAAAGAUAUGAAGAAACAAUAUAUAAAGGAAAGGAAAGCUGUUAAAGAUAUACACGAGAUGGAAUUGAUAAAGAUAGACGCCGCCUUACAGAAGCGUCUGACCGAGAUAAGAGGUGUCAAUCAGGAGUUUAUCAAAAACUCUACAUUCAGAGAUAUAGUAGUAAAUGGUACAAUAAAUAAACAAAACGCAAGGAUUUUAAUGGAUGCCUAUCCGGAAUUGAAGGAAUUCCUUCAAACUAGACGCAAGGGAGUGGGGGAAAACCCUCGAGACCAUCUCGACUAUGACAUCGAAUAUGGUUACCUGUAUUAUUAA
Messenger RNA from Danaus chrysippus (African queen), 1251 nucleotides. Lineage: Eukaryota; Metazoa; Arthropoda; Insecta; Lepidoptera; Nymphalidae. The record is from the annotation of a GenBank genome assembly.